Molecule: messenger RNA, 1194 nt
Organism: Chaetomium fimeti
Lineage: Eukaryota; Fungi; Ascomycota; Sordariomycetes; Sordariales; Chaetomiaceae
Product: beta-lactamase superfamily domain-containing protein
Exons: 2
Coding region: 1-1194 (397 amino acids)
Biological process (GO): N-acylphosphatidylethanolamine metabolic process; N-acylethanolamine metabolic process
Cellular component (GO): cytoplasm; membrane-bounded organelle
Molecular function (GO): zinc ion binding; N-acylphosphatidylethanolamine-specific phospholipase D activity
Source: RefSeq, a predicted model, not a curated record
AUGGCCGCAUACUCGAGUGCCGUCUCCAAACUGGAGGCUACGAAUGUCCCGGAGGAUGCCCGUCUCGCCCCUCAUCAUGUCAAAGGGAGCAAAGGGGAAACCGCCAGGUUCCAAAACCCACACCCGUCCGCCGGCGAUGCCCCGCCUGAUUCGCCCUUUGUAGUCGGCGGCCAGAUCAUUUGGGCCCGUCUAACGGGCGGCUUCCCCAGCCCCGACGUCUCAAACGUCAAAAUCCCCGUCGUCAAGCCGGAAUUCUUGUCGGCGCGGACAGGGUCAACAGCCCUGCGAGCUACCUGGCUCGGCCACGCCUGCUAUUUCGUCGAGUUCCCCAGCGGGCUGCGGGUGCUGUUUGACCCAGUAUUUGAGGACCGCUGCACGCCGGUGCAGUGGCUCGGCCCCAAGCGGUACUCACCGCCGGCAUGCUCGCUCUCCGAGCUGCCGCCUAUCGACGCCGUGGUAAUCUCGCACUCGCACUACGACCACCUCUCGCACACGAGCGUGCAGGAGCUCGCGAAGCGGAACCCCCAAGCCCAGUUCUUCGUCGGCUUGGGACUGGAGAAGUGGUUCCGCUCCAGCGGCAUCCCCAACGUGACCGAGAUGGACUGGUGGCAGGACGCAGACCUGGUCCUGCAGAAGGAGAAAGAUCAGGCCGCCGCAACGGCCGACGACAAGGCCGCGCCCGGCACCAUCUCGGCGCGCAUCACCUGCCUGCCGUGCCAGCACUCGUCGGGCCGGACGGGCCGGGACCGGGACCACACGCUGUGGGCGUCGUGGGCGGUCAAGUCGGGCGACAAGUCGGUGUGGUUCGGCGGCGACACGGGCUACCGGCGGGUGCCCAAGGUGCCGCUCGAGGUGGACGACUACGGGCCCGAGUACGACGCGCUGCCGCGGUGCCCGCAGUUCCGCCAGAUCGGCGACCUGCGCGGGCCCUUCGACCUCGGCCUGAUCCCCAUCGGCGCCUACAAGCCGCGCUGGCUGUUCAGCUGGAUGCACGCCAACCCCUACGACGCCGUCGAGAUCUUCAAGGAGACCCGCUGCAAGCGCGCCAUGGGCAUCCACUGGGGCACCUGGGUCCUGACGAGCGAGGAGGUCGAGGAGCCGCCGAAGCUGCUGAAGGAGGCUCUCAAGACGAGCGGCCUUCCCGAGACGGGCGUGUUUGACGUCUGUGCUGUGGGGGAGACGCGCGAGUUUUAG